This is a messenger RNA of Euleptes europaea (tarantolino), 2994 nucleotides long. RefSeq names its product laeverin (gene LVRN). The transcript is spliced from 20 exons. Gene Ontology annotation, molecular function: metalloaminopeptidase activity; peptide binding; zinc ion binding. NCBI's taxonomy places the organism in Eukaryota, Metazoa, Chordata, Lepidosauria, Squamata, Sphaerodactylidae. Bases 12 to 2981 code for a protein of 989 amino acids. The record is from RefSeq and is a predicted model, not a curated record. Gene Ontology annotation, biological process: peptide catabolic process; proteolysis. Gene Ontology annotation, cellular component: cytoplasm.
GAGGAGCGAGGAUGGGCGCCCAGUCGCCGUCGGGCUUCUACGUGGGCAGGAGGGCGGCGGCGCUGCUGGCGCUGCUGCUGGCCGCCCUGCUGGUGGCGCUGCUGGCGCUGGCCGCCCUCUACGGGCGCAGCGUGCAGGAGCUGGCCGAGGCGCGGCGGGCGCGGGAGGAGGAGGAGGAGGGGGGCGCCGGCGCCUCCGCCGCCCCCCCCACGCCCCCGGCCGCCCCCGCCAGCGCCCUGCCGCCGGGCCCCUGGGACCGCCUGCGCCUGCCCGCCGCCCUGGCGCCGCUGCACUACUCGCUGCGCCUCUGGCCCCACCUGGCGCCGGGCCUGCCGGAGCCGCGCACCUUCUCGGGCCGCGCGGCCGUCACGGUGCGCUGCCGCCGCGCGACGGCCACGGUGCUCCUGCACAGCCACCGCCUCGCCUACCGCCACGCCGCCGUCUGGGGGCCGCUGGGCGCCAACGCCAGCCGCCUCCCGCUGGCCGCGCUGCGCCUCGCCCCGCGCCACCAGUUCGUGGUGCUGCAGCUGCGCGCGGGGCUGCGCGCCGGAGCCCUCUACGAGCUGCGCUUCGCCUUCGACGGCCGCCUCGGCGACGCCGCCCAGGGCGCCUCCCGGGGGCUCUUCCGCAGCGCCUACGAGGAGCAGGGCGAGAGGAGGUGGCUGGUUGCUUCGCUGCUAGAACCAGCAGAUGCAAGAAGUGUUUAUCCAUGCUUUGAUGAACCUGCCAUGAAGGCAACUUUUAACAUCAGUAUCGUGCAUCAUCCAAGCUAUGUAGCACUUUCUAAUAUGCCUGCUAUAGAUGUUUCUGAAUAUAAAGAUGUGAAUGAGAGCAAACUGAGUACAUUGAGAAACUGGACGACAUCGAUUAAUUGGACUGUUACGACAUUUAAAACAACACCAAAAAUGUCAACCUACAUCACUGCUUUUGUGGUCUGUAACUUCGAUUAUGUCAACACAACUGUGAGGGGCAAUGAGAUACGGAUUUGGGCUCAGAAAGAUGCAAUUAGGGAUGGGUGUGCUGAUUACGCUUUAAAUAUCACUGGACCAAUCUUUUCAUUUAUGGAAGGCUUUUUAAACAUUAAUUAUCCUCUUUCAAAAACAGAUCUGAUAGCGCUGCCUGAUUUGGGAGCAGGUGCUAUGGAAAACUGGGGGCUAAUAACUUUCCAGGAAGAUUCUUUAUUAUAUUGCCCUGAAGACAAAUUAACAGGAAUGAAAACUGUGAUUCGCCAAAUUGUUUGCCAUGAAAUAGUACACCAGUGGUUUGGAAACCUGGUUACCAUGGAUUGGUGGAACGACCUAUGGCUUAAUGAGGGAUUUGCCACUUACUUUGAAUAUCUGUGUUCAUACCACAUUGAACCCAGUGUGCCUCUGAACAAAGUCUUUAGCAAUAACGUUUUAUUACCUAUGCUGGACAUGGAUGACAAAAUACCAGGUUGGUCUUUAUCAGACAGAGAAGAAACAAAUGAAACAGAUUCAUUACAUGGACUGUUUGAUAACUACACAUAUCAGAAGGGGGCUUCCAUUGUCCGAAUGCUUUCCAGCUUUAUAAGUGAAACGCUGUUCAUCAAAGCGCUUAAUUCAUACCUGAAUGCAUUUUCCUUUGCAAAUACCAUCCAAGAUGAUCUCUGGACUCACAUUCAAAAGGUAAUCGAUGAACAGACUAACCUCCAGUUGCCGGCACCAAUAAAAGUUAUAAUGGACUCUUGGACCUGCCAGCGUGGCUUUCCACUCCUAACUGUAAAUCUGUCCACUGGGAAUAUCAGCCAGGAGCAAUUUUAUGAUGAAAAAGGCAAAAAUGAUACCAAUACUUCCAAUAACACCUGGAUUAUUCCAAUUUCUUGGAUAAGGAAUGGAACUGAACAGCCUUUAGUGUGGCUUGAUAAGAAAAGCAAAGUAUUUCCUGAAAUGAAAAUAUCAGAUUCAGAACAUGAUUGGAUUAUUUUAAACGUGAAUGUGACUGGUUACUAUAGAGUUAACUAUGACCAAUCCAACUGGCGAAGAUUGGCCAAAAUUCUUAGAAGAGACCCAAAGGCAAUUCCUGUGGUCAACAGGUUACAGUUGCUGGAUGAUGCCUUUGUACUGAAACGGUCUGGUCACACUGAAAAUGACACUCCACUAUAUUUAACUAAAUACCUUGAAAAAGAAGAUGAAAUCUUAGUUUGGAAUAUGGUGCUGAGAAAGCUAGAAUUUACCAAUUCAGUUAAUAUUUUGAGUGAUUAUGAACUAUAUCCAGUUUUAAAGAAAUUCUUCUUAACACGAAUUUUCCCAAUAUAUCAUCAUUACGCAAAUCUCCUUCGUCAGGGUUUUGAAGUGUUGGCAGUUGACUAUUAUACCAAACACGCUAUAGAAAGCCUCUUUAGAACAGCAUGUUCGCUUGGUUUCCGUGACUGUUUAGACCUAGCUUCUGAAAUCUUCACCAAAUGGAUGGACAGCCCCAAGCAUGAGAUUUCUUUUUGUAUUAGCACAACCAUUUGUUGCUAUGGUAUUCAAAUGGGUAGUGACAAAGAAUGGGACUUUGCAUGGAAAAUGUACAAUAGUAAUGAUUCUGAAAUAAAUUACAAAUAUGAAAUAUUACCUGCCCUGACAUGUACCCGUGAGCCGUGGAUACUUCAAAGAUACUUGCAGUAUACGCUCAACGAUUCAAUAAUUUCACCAGACCAGGUAUCAGAAGUUAUUGUUUCUGUGGCAGCAACUGAGGUCGGCCAUCGGAUAGCGUGGAAUUUUUUAACAGAAAAUUGGUUGGUUUUAAAUGAAAGGCAUGGGAAUGAACUAUUGCUUAAUUUCUUAGAAACGACACAACAUUUUAUAACUACAGACUUACAGAUCCAAAUGGUCCAGGUUUUUCUUAACAAUACACUUACAGAAGAAGAAAGAAUAGCUCCCAAUGACAUACUGCUGACAGCAAAAUCUAAAAAUAAAGAAAGGAAAAAAGCAAUAGCCGAAACCAUCACAUGGCUACAGAAAAAUAUAGAUGGCUAAAACUUUAGAAUUG